Messenger RNA from Ictalurus punctatus (channel catfish), 3578 nucleotides. It is a transcript of the gene vps18, whose product is annotated as VPS18 core subunit of CORVET and HOPS complexes. The record is from RefSeq and is a predicted model, not a curated record. Gene Ontology annotation, cellular component: endosome; HOPS complex. Gene Ontology annotation, biological process: lysosome organization; organelle fusion; endosome organization. Lineage: Eukaryota; Metazoa; Chordata; Actinopteri; Siluriformes; Ictaluridae. Bases 315 to 3251 code for a protein of 978 amino acids. The transcript is spliced from 5 exons. Gene Ontology annotation, molecular function: protein-macromolecule adaptor activity.
AAUCAAUCACAUGAUUUGUGAUCACGUGACCAGAGGCCACCUCUCAUGACACACAGGCUCUCUUUCUGAUUUUAGGAGGCGUUUGUGUUAAUAAUAGCCUUAUUUUGCGUUUUGUUUCUACUUCCUCCGUUUUAUAAGGCUUUAAAGUCUUAACUGUUUGUUGCCUACAGGGUCUGAAAGGCCCAUAGCUGUGUGGCUACUGUUAUUUAGCUAGGUGUUAGCUAAGCCUAGCCUAGCUGUGGACGUAAACAACGGAAAUGCAGACGAGGUUUAGUUCAUUUUAGAUCAUUCUUUAAAUCAGCAUUAAAGAUAAAAUGGCGACUAUUCUGGAUGAUUAUGAAGACUCUCAGAUGAUCAGACACCCGGUGCAGUCUGGACGCCUUCCUGCGGCCAACAUGAUCGGGAUAACCCACUCAGGAUUCGUGAACAUCAGGCUGGAGGAAGAAAAGCCGAUCUUCAACAAGCAGCGGAUCGACUUCUCGCCUCCCGAAAAGAUCAAUCACUUCUGCGUGUGCAACAACCAGCUGUGCAUGAGUCUCGGGAAGGACACUCUGUUGAGGAUCGAUCUGGGGAAACCGGAUCAGCUGAACCAGAUCGAGCUGGGAAGGAAGGACGACGGGAAAGUACACAAACUCUUCCUGGAUCCCACAGGAUCUCACUUGGUGAUUAGUCUGAGCACGAGCGAGUGCGUCUACUUGAACAGAAACACUCAGAAGGUCCGCGGCCUCUCUAGGUGGAGGGGCCACUUGAUCGAGAGCGUGGGCUGGAACAAGAUUUUAGGCAACGAAACAAACACCGGCCCGAUCCUUGUCGGAACCGGCCAGGGCAUCAUCUUCGAGGCAGAAAUCUCCGCUUCCGAGGGUUCCCUUUUCAACACCAACCCAGACCAGUACUUCAGGCAGGUCCAUUCCUUGGAAGAGGACGGGAAGCCGGCGCCGGUCUGCUGCCUGGACGUGGAACGUGGGAUAGAGUCGAAGUACUUCAUUAUCGCCACCACACGCAAACGCCUCUUUCAGUUCGUCGGCAAGUUAGCCGAGGGUUCCGAGCAGCAAGGCUUCAGCUCAAUCUUUGCUCAGAAUCAGGAUCCUUCACCGAGCUUUCAGGAGUUUCCCGUGAACAUGGGCUACAGCGAGAUAGGCUUCUACACCUCCAAGCUCCGUUCAAGCCCGAACUCCUUCGCCUGGAUGAUGGGAAACGGGGUUUUUUACGGCCGCUUGGACUACUCGCGGCCCGACUCUCUUCUCAGCGACGUCCAGGUUUGGGAAUACACACCGGAUAUCGACUUCGACUAUAACAAACCCAUCUCCAUCGUCCUCACGCAGUUUCAUUUCCUUCUCCUGCUCCCCGAUCGCGUCAAGGCCGUCUGCACCUUGAACGAACAAGUCGUCUACGAAGACGUCUUCCCGGAUAAGUUCGGCCCCCUCAAAAAGAUGAUCAAAGACCCCGUCGGCGGCCUGGUGUGGAUCUACACCGAGAAAGCCGUCUUCCGGUACCACAUCCAGAGGGAGUCUAGAGACGUCUGGCGGAUGUACAUGAGCAUGAAGAAGUUUGACCUGGCCAAAGAGUACUGCAAGGAUCGACCCGAGUGCAAGGAUAUGGUGCUCGCCAAGGAGGCGGAGCACUGGUUCCAGAACAAACACUAUCUGGAGAGCGCCAAGUGCUACGCUCUGACGCAGAACUACUUCGAAGAGAUCGCGUUGAAGUUCAUCGAAGCCAAGCAGGAGGAGGCUCUGAAGGAGUUCCUGCUACGAAAACUCGACAACCUCAAAGCCAAAGAGAAGACCCAGAUCACGCUGCUCGUCACCUGGUUGACCGAGCUGUACCUCAACCGCCUCGGACAACUGGAGGCGGACGUCCGAAAGAGGGCGGAGUUUCAGGAAACGCGUGAGGAAUUCCGACGCUUCCUGUGUACCAACAAGCACAAGGAGUGCUUCUACAACAACCGGAGCACCAUCUACGAUCUCUUGGCGAGCCACGGCAACGUCGACGACAUGGUCUACUUUUCCGUCAUCAUGCAGGACUACGAGAGGGUCAUCUCUCACCACUGCCAGCACGACGACUACGCGGCCGCCCUCGACGUCCUCUCCAAACACUGCGACGAGAAGCUGUUCUACAAGUUCUCCCCGGUUCUCAUGCAGCACAUUCCCAAGAAAGUCGUGGACGCCUGGAUCCAAAUGGGCAACCGGCUCGAUCCCAAGCAGCUGAUCCCGGCGCUGGUGAACUACAGUCAGAUCGGCAGCACCCAGCAGAUCGACGAGACCAUCCGUUACAUGGAGUUCUGCGUGCACGAGCUCAGCGUCAAGGAAGAAGCCAUACACAAUUAUCUGCUGUCACUCUACGCCAAGUACAAGCCGGAUUCGUUGCUGUGGUACCUCGAGCAGGCGGGAACGCACGCCUCGGAGAUCCACUACGACCUGAAAUACGCCUUGCGCCUCUGCGCCGAGCACGGCUAUCACCAAGCCUGCGUGUUGGUCUACAGGAUAAUGGAGCUGUACGAAGAAGCCGUGGAUUUAGCUUUGCAGGUGGAUGUCGAUUUGGCCAAGUCGUGCGCGGACCUCCCCGAGGACGACGAGGAGCUGAGGAAGAAGCUGUGGCUGAAAAUCGCCCGUCACGUGGUUCAGGAGGAGAAGGACGUGAAGAAGGCGAUGAACUGUCUGUCCAGCUGCAACCUGCUGAAGAUCGAGGACAUCUUGCCUUUCUUCCCGGAUUUCGUCACCAUCGACCACUUCAAGGAGGCCAUCUGCGUCUCGCUGGAGGAGUACAACCAGCACAUCGAGGAGCUCAAGCAGGAGAUGGAGGAGGCCACGGAGAGCGCCAGGCGCAUCCGGCAGGACAUCCAGGAGAUGAGGAACAAGUACGGUGUGGUGGAGUCUCAGGAGAAGUGCGCCACCUGUGACUUCCCCUUACUCAACCGACCCUUCUAUCUCUUCCUGUGCGGACACAUGUUCCAUUACGACUGCCUCUUCCAGGAGGUCACGCCACACCUCUCGGCGUACAAGCAGAGCAAGCUGGAGGAACUGCAGAAGAAGCUCGCUGCUGCCACGCAGACCACCAAGUCUCGCCACAGACCCAAGGAGGAGGACGCGGUGAGCCUGGGGAAAGGCCAGGGCAGCCGAGAGCAGAUCAAAUCGGACAUCGACGACAUCGUGGCGUCCGAGUGCGCCUACUGCGGCGAGCUGAUGAUCAAAUCCAUCGAUAAGCCUUUCAUCGACCCGCACAGCUUCGAGGAAGAAAUGUCCAGCUGGCUCUGAAACUCAUCUUCUGUAAAAUGCACCUGACGUCAUAGCUGCCCCGUGUGUGUGUGUGUGUGUGUGUGUGUGUGUGUGUGGAGCAGAGCCCUCUGUACACGCAUCAACGUUUCAGUGCUUUCAGAAUGCCUGUGUGUUACUGAAUACUCAGACAUGUAGCAUCAAGAGCUUUUAAAGAUUUUCAGCUAAAUCAUAAACUCCAACAGUGUAACUGUGCCUGUGUGUGUGUGUGUGUGUGUGUGUGUGUGUGUGUGUGUGUGUGUGUGUGAAGGUGUAAAUGCUUUAAUGUGUAUCACACGGGAUUACACAAAUAAACCCUACAGCAUCGUG